AUGCCUCUAAAAGUAGCGCAAAGGACUUCCUCCUUCAGAUGCAUUGCGCCAUGCUCCUUGUCUUGUUCUUUUUUUUCUUCCUUCAAAAGAUCUGGUUUGGAAGUUUUACCAUCGCCACGAAAGACUCCGCUCUCUGCCUUACCUGGCUCCAAGUGGAGUCCGCUUACUUUAUCUUCAAUUGAAUCUCCUUUGGUUGAGUUAAGCGAAGAUCAAACGGAGCAUCUCUGGCUGAAGUUUGGGCAGCUCGGGAUCCUUGGGGUCACAGCCUCACAGGAAUAUGGGGGUUUAGGGCUUGGAUACCUUGAACAUGUUUUGGUCAUGGAAGAGGUUUCUCGAGGAAGUGGAUCAAUUGGUCUCUCCUAUGCAGCCCAUUCAAAUCUUUGUGUCAAUCAAAUUGUCCUUAAUGGGAGCGCGUCUCAGAAGAGCCGUUAUUUAUCAAAGCUAUCGGCCACGGCCACCGAAGGAGGAUAUUUGUUGAAUGGAACUAAAAUGUGGAUUACGAAUGGCCCGAUUGCAGACAUUCUUAUCGUUUAUGCUCGCAUGAACGACUCAAAGAGAAUCACAGCAUUUGUUGUAGACAAAUGUGCCCCUGGGUUUUCCACUGGACCAGCUCUAGACAAGCUGGGGAUGCGGGGAUCGCCAACUUCGGAAAUAAUAUUUUCAAAUUGCUUUGUCCCCGAGUCCAAUGUACUUGGUGGUAUCGGAAACGGUGCUUAUGUGCUUAUGAGCGGACUUGAUUACGAGCGGUGUGUCCUUGCUGCUGGACCCCUUGGCUUGAUGCAAAACGCCCUCGAAAAUGCUAUUCCCUACACUUCAAUUAGAGAACAAUUCGGAUCUCGAAUUUGCGACUUUGAGGUUAGAAAAAUUGCCGAUGCAUAUGCAAAAUUAUCGGCCUCAAGAGCAUAUCUUUAUGGCGUAGCCAAGGCUUGUGAUAGGGGUGUCCGUAGCAAUAGGGACUGCGCGGGUGUGAUCCUUUAUGCUGCAGAGAGAGCCACUGAGGUCGCUUUGGAUGCUAUUCAGCUUCUCGGCGGAAACGGAUACACCAACGACUAUCCCGUUGGAAGGAUAUUAAGAGAUGCUAAGCUGUAUGAGAUUGGUGCAGGCACUAGCGAAAUCAGACGAAUGUUGAUUGGCAGAGAGUUUGGGAAGAUGUUUCCAGAGGCAGAAAAAUGA
Messenger RNA from Mitosporidium daphniae, 1173 nucleotides. Its product is annotated as mitochondrial isovaleryl-CoA dehydrogenase. Bases 1 to 1173 code for a protein of 390 amino acids. Gene Ontology annotation, molecular function: 3-methylbutanoyl-CoA dehydrogenase activity; flavin adenine dinucleotide binding. Gene Ontology annotation, biological process: L-leucine catabolic process. The record is from RefSeq and is a predicted model, not a curated record. The transcript has 6 exons. Lineage: Eukaryota; Fungi; Microsporidia.